Molecule: messenger RNA, 845 nt
Organism: Eruca vesicaria subsp. sativa (arugula)
Lineage: Eukaryota; Viridiplantae; Streptophyta; Magnoliopsida; Brassicales; Brassicaceae
Source: the annotation of a GenBank genome assembly
CAAAAGUGUCUCUGGCUUCAUCUCCUACGAACCUCCCGCCGAGCCCAACACACGACGGACCACAAACGCACGUGACCUAAUCUCCGCGAUCGAAUAUCUACAGAAGAGAACUCAAAAGAAAUGGACAACACUGUGAGCAUUAAGCAAGAAGCACCACCGCCUCUUCCUCAAGAGAUCUAUGAGAUACCGGGAGAGCCUGCAGUUGUCAUCAACGGUGUCCCUGAUGAGCCUCAGACAGAGUCUAUGAUUCCCAAAGACGAACCAAAACCAUCGAGUGCCGCAACUGUAGGAUGUGGAGAAUGGCUUGAGGGUAGAGAAGUUCGGAAGUUUUUCUUGGGUCAGUACUAUUCAGGUACGGUGACAAAGUUCGACAAAGGUACUGGAUGGUACAUGGUUGAGUAUGAAGAUGGAGAUUCUGAAGAACUUGACUGGUCUGAGCUUGAAGAAGUGCUUCUACCUUUGGACGUUACUUUACCACUGAGAUCGAUCUCGUUAUGGAUCAUCAAGAAUCGACAAACGCAGGGUCAAGCUUAUGGAUCCAUGCCGAAGCGCUAGACCAUGAACUCUUAACACUAGUGAGUCUGGCUUAUUGUGCUGAGUGAAUAUUGCUGAAAGCACGAUGAGAAGAGGUUACAACACCCUUAUGCCUUAAAACUGUAAACACUUUUAACAGUCUUUUGAAAUUUUCCUCACUUGAAUAUAUUCGGCCACUAGUAGAGGAACAUUGUAAUAGUGGAACCAUAGAAUAUAGUAGUAACGCUAGAGACAAAUAACGUUUUGUUUGGUAUAUGCUAAAAUCCGAAUUUUAGUAGAUGAAUGAAGUUUGUUUAUGUGUUACCAAAAAA